CCCUCUGCGCUCCCUCUGCUUCUCUCUUGCUUCUUCUGAACUCUCUGUUUUUCUCUGUUUUACUCUGUUUCGCCUCCAUUUUCAGCCAUGGCUUCUUCUUUGGAUUGCCUCCUUUUCGAUUUGGAUGACACUCUGUACUCUUUCAGCACUGGAAUUGCAGCUGCUUGCAAGAAAAACAUCGAAGAUUUUCUCAUCGAGAAAUUUGGAUUCCCGAAAACCCAAGCUCCGAUUCUCCGGACAGAGCUUUUUAAAACAUACGGCAGCACUCUGGCUGGUUUGCGAGCAUUGGGAUAUGACAUUCAUGCCGAUGAUUACCAUGAUUUCGUGCACGGGAGGCUGCCGUACGACCGGAUAAAACAGGACUUUCAGCUCCGGCGUCUCUUGCUGACCAUUCCGCAAAGAAAAAUUAUAUUCACGAAUUCCGACAUGAAGCAUGCGACCGAAGUGCUCGGUCGAUUGGGCUUAGAGGGUUGUUUCGAGAAGAUCAUAUGUUUCGAGACCAUGAAUCCAAAUCUUCCGACGGCGACUCGGCCGAACGAGUUUCCGGUCGUUCUCAAGCCGUCGAUGGACGCCAUGAGAAUCGCACUAGACGCCGCCGACAUUGACCCCUGUCGUACGCUGUUUCUCGACGACAGCGUCCGCAACAUCGCCGCCGGAAAAGCCAUCGGCCUCCGUACCGUUCUGGUGGGAAAAUCAUCCAAGAGCAAGGAGGCGGAUUAUGCAGUGGAGACGGUGCAUAAUUUGGCACAAGUAGUUCCAGAGAUACGGGUGACUAUAGAAUCAAACAAUGGCAAUGAAAUGAUGAAUCGGAGUCGGAGCGAAGUUGAUUUGGUUCUCAUGGCAACAACUGUCGGUGCUUAGAUUAUGUAGUUGAUAUUACGCAAUAAUGGUGUUAGGUGGGACCCCGUUUUGUACAUAGGUGGCCCUUUCUAAUUAAAUGCAUCUCGAUAGUCUUGUAACCUAUCAAGCGCCCUAAAAUUAUUCCUCGUUGUAAUAGUUAGGUGUAUUAAUAAAUAAAUGAAAAUGUAUUUUUA
Cucurbita maxima (winter squash) is the source of this 1034-nucleotide messenger RNA. RefSeq lists its product as uncharacterized. Bases 88 to 861 code for a protein of 257 amino acids. The transcript is spliced from 8 exons. The record is from RefSeq and is a predicted model, not a curated record. NCBI's taxonomy places the organism in Eukaryota, Viridiplantae, Streptophyta, Magnoliopsida, Cucurbitales, Cucurbitaceae.